Chara braunii is the source of this 565-nucleotide messenger RNA. Lineage: Eukaryota; Viridiplantae; Streptophyta; Charophyceae; Charales; Characeae. The record is from the annotation of a GenBank genome assembly.
GAUGACAUGGCGCACGACACACCCACUUGAAGCUUGAUCACCCGCGAAGUCGAGAUCUCCGCUGCGUUGGCGAAAUGUGCCCUGUGCUUCGAAAGAUUGUCUCCACUGCGAUGUCGGCUAUGGCGAUGAUGGCGAUGAUGGCGACGUUGUCGAUGACGGCCCUCAACGGCGACGAAGACGACGAUGGUGACGACGGGAAAGAUGGUGACUAUGGCGAUGAUGGCAAUGAUGGGGGUGACGAUGACGAAUAUGAGUUGCGCACUCCACGGCAGAAGAACGCAACGAUUACGUUCACAGGUCCCACGCUGAAUGUGGCGACGAGGACGGUGGAAGGCUGGAAGCCCCCGUGCGUUGAAGAAGGCGACGGCCGCGAUCGUGGUGACGAUGGCGAUGAUGGCGACGAAAGUGAUGAUGGCGACGAGGACGUCAAAGGCGGUGAGGAUGACGACGAUGACGUCGGAACGCGCACAGAAGGCGACGUCGAGUGGGCUUCGUAGCGUGCGCACAAGACAACGAACCUGCAGCAAGGCCAGGAUCGUCCAAGAAGGCGGCGUGCAGCGUGCGA